GUUCUUUAAUAGUUUGACACAUACUUUAAAUGAAAGUAAGACGGUUUGUGUUUUAUACUGCAGAGCCCGACUUGUCCUUUAAACAUGCUCUUGCUGGAAGAGUGCUUAAUGGCAGUGUUCGUAGCAGACUUUUGAAAGAACGAGCUGCCAGAUUAUCACAGACUCAACUAGAGCAGCAUGGCCAACUAUUACAGGACUCGCUUUCUGGAAAGGAUUUGUCCUCCCAUAUAAGAACCACCGAUACUGCUGGGACACAUACCACAUACGGCUCUCACAGAACAGAGUCAAACUCUCAAUCACAACAACAGCCGUCUGCAAACAUGACCGAGUCGGAACUACUACAAAAACUAGAAAACUUGCGGUCAGAAAAGCGAAAGAUAUUCUCCUUGGUUGCAUUAAAUAUGAAAAAGAAAAGUGAACGGAACAAGGUUAAGGAAGUGCAGGCUUCCAAGUUGGAUCCAGCUAAUAAAACUGCUGCUCCCUUACAAUCCGCAUCUUCUUGCAUGACUACCGAUUUGAGUGCUCCUUUGGACCAUUUAGAAUCGCCUGUUAUUCCUAAUACAUCCCCUGCUAGUCUUACAAUGCCACCUCCUACUUUUGUUGACCAUCGAUUGGCAGAAUCAUCUGUCGAUACUUCAAGACCACAUGGCCAGUCAUUGAUCAAUUCAUACGGAUCUUCUUUAAAAUCCCAGGAUCUGUCACAUAGCCAAGCUGGAGCCUUACGGGAUGCUCAGUAUUUGAGUACCCAUACAGGAGGUAGUUCUCUAAACUCAUUGCCACCAAAGUAUGAAUCUGCACAAAACCAUCCCUUUAGAAGAAAUGAUGGACGUUAUUCACCACCUGCAUCCAGAUAUGGUUCUUCACGCGGAAAACCUUUUGCAUAUGGAUUUUCUCGAUACGAUUCGGGUGAUACACAUCGCAUGCCUGUAUCAUCUGCACGUAUCCGUGGCGGGUUCCGUGGAUCUUCAUACAACAGACCUGGUUCAUACCAAGAAUGGCAAUCGGGCAGAUCACAUUUACCUUAUGAAGGACGGUUUUUAAAAACACCAUUCAAUGGAAAACCACGGCCAAAGGACUGAUCUUGUACUAUACACUUGGAAAAGUGGAAAAGAUAUUUUAAAUUUAUUGAUUGAAUGAACUUCAAACAAAAACUAG
Messenger RNA from Batrachochytrium dendrobatidis JAM81, 1155 nucleotides. RefSeq lists its product as uncharacterized. The coding region runs from base 30 to 1079 and encodes 349 amino acids. NCBI's taxonomy places the organism in Eukaryota, Fungi, Chytridiomycota, Chytridiomycetes, Rhizophydiales. The record is from RefSeq and is a predicted model, not a curated record. The transcript has 4 exons.